CCCGGUCCAACUUGUAUCCAAACCGAAGAUAUCCAUAUUCCAUUGGCGGGUAAGGAUCAACAAGCCUUUUCCGGAUUCCUCCCUCCCCUGUCAAGGAACUUUCCUUUCCUUUCUUUCUACUUUCUUCCAUACCCAAAUUCUCCAUCUCAACUCCAUAACUACAAUAAUCGACAUCUCAAUACCUAUCUUCUUCUCAAAACCAAUUCAAUCGAUCAGACAAUCGCCGGCCGUUCAAAUCUUUCUCUCCGAUCAGUUAUAAAUAUUCUGACAUGCAACCUGGAGACGCUAGCUCUACGUAUUACCAACAUUACCAGCCUCACUUUCAGAACCCUAACCCUAGCUCUACUCCUGCCGAUCAACCCUACAAUCCGGUUGCCGUUCCCAGCCAAUACGCCUCUGCCCCGCCGGUUGCUUCCGGCGAUUACUCCAAUUACGCGUCCACUUAUCCGCCUUAUUCUCAUCCCUCUGCCGAUCAUGCCCCGUUACCUUCAAACCCCAGCUCUGAAUCGUCCUAUGGUUUCCCCCAUCUUGAGCCUCCGCAGCCCAACUAUUACCCCUAUGAUCAAAAUCAAGCACAUGUGAGUUAUGAUUUUACUGCCUCUAGCGCUAAUUACCACACACCAAAUCCACCUAAUUAUAAUUCAUUGAAUUCGUUAGCUCCGUCCACAGGGACUAAUUAUGGUAAUUCGUUUGACAAUAACUCGAAUUAUGGUUCAUAUGGAGACCAAGGGCUAUACGAGAGUGGUGUUUACAAGUAUAAUGGGAAAAAAGAGGAGUCAUAUAGUGGAAAUCAUCGAUCACAAUCAAGUAGGGGUUUGAUGUUUGAUGAUUAUGGAAGACCUAUCAAUGUUCAAAGUGGGAGGGAGCAGCAGGGGCCUGUGAAUACUCCUAAAGUUGUGAAAGCUACACCUAAGGUUGAGGACCAACACGACGUCACAGGUGGUGUUCUGAAGUUCCGUGUCAAGCUUUUAUCAGAAGGCAUUGGUCAGACUGACAUGGAUGUGCUCUGUCAGAUUGGUCUAGACGGGAUUCGCAUACUUGAGCCUGCGACUAGCAGAACUCUGAGGAUAUAUUCACUCGAGAACGUGACAAAAAUGGAGGUGUUGGAUUCAUAUAUAUUUGCAUUUUGGGCUAAAACUUCUGUCGACAAUGAAGCUAAACGUAUCAGGAUGAAAUCAAAUAGCUAUACCACAAAUAAUAUUCUUGAUGCAGUGACAGCAGCAAGUAUUCAGGUCAAAGAGAUGGGCGAGAGUAGUAUGCCUUCAGAUGCAAUAAAGGGAUCCGAGUCAGAUGCUGAGAAGAAGAAAGGUUUUGACUGGAUGAAGUUGAUGAGGCCACUAAAUGAAGAGAAAGAUCACUGGGUUCCUGAUGAAGCAGUUCGAAAGUGCACUGCUUGUGGGACAGAUUUUAGUGCUUUUGUACGAAGGCACCACUGCAGAAAUUGUGGGGAUAUCUUCUGUGACAAAUGUACUCAAGGUAGAACUGCUUUGACUGCAGAUGAAGAUGCCCAACCAGUUCGAGUUUGUGACCAAUGCAUGGCUGAGGUAACUCAAAGGCUCAGCAAUGCUAAAGCAGCAGUCAGAGUUGCUGCAUUGCCGAGUCAUGUAGAUCUUGCCAAAAAACUCCAGGAGGAGAUGGACAAAAAGUGGAAGAAAUCAGCAGGUCAUACAUCCCAAGGAUCCAGGAGGAUGAGAGAGGUUGCAUGCCCAACUUGUACAGUCCAUUUGCAGGUUGAAGUCCCAGCUUCUGGAUCAGAAACGAUAGAGUGCAGCAUCUGUCAGCACCCAUUCCUUGUUAGUGCUCAUUGACAGGCAGGGUCUGUAUGGUUUUCUCUGCAAUUAUCCUAUAUGCAGGGAUGGAUUAGAAGCCACCACAAUGGUCCUUCCAUUUUUAUAUGAUUGUUUUCAAAGGGUAUCAAGAUCUGCAUUUAUUGGUUUUUGCGUUAACUCUCUUUCAAUCAUGUAGAUUUAUAGACGGUAGUCAGUUCUACGAGCUUUUACUUUGUUGUGUGCAUGUAUAGUACACGUGCUUCAUGUUGUGAAGCACUUGCAAAAGUGAUUCCCACAUAAUAUGAUGCGAAGGGCAUGAAACUAACUUGUUCAGUUCAUUGUGCAAAUUAAUCAAUUUUCUGCAUUUUGAAUCCUUUA
Molecule: messenger RNA, 2147 nt
Organism: Solanum dulcamara
Lineage: Eukaryota; Viridiplantae; Streptophyta; Magnoliopsida; Solanales; Solanaceae
Product: protein FREE1-like
Exons: 10
Coding region: 270-1808 (512 amino acids)
Biological process (GO): intralumenal vesicle formation; multivesicular body assembly
Cellular component (GO): ESCRT I complex; late endosome membrane
Molecular function (GO): ubiquitin binding; metal ion binding
Source: RefSeq, a predicted model, not a curated record